AUGGGCUUGCGAGCUAUUAGGAUAGCGCGAGAGGGUUUGAGUACUCAUGACUUGGUCGCGGGGUGGUUGGAGGAGGUCGGACCUGAGGACGGUGAUGGUGAUAGCACAGAGGCGCAAAAGGAGGAGAAACUGAUCCCGUGUACUCCGCUUCGACACCCGCAGCUGCUAGUGGAGUACGAUGAGAAUUCGCCCACAACGAGCUUUUCCUAUGAGAGCGUCUUCGACUCGCCCGGAGCUACGCCGACCGAGGGCGGUCCUACCUCAGCGAAGAACAGGCAUCAUUCCUACGCGGAGACCAACGCCUCGAGCAUCCAUGACGAUGUGAAUCCGUGUGAUGGGGAGGAAGACUUGCAAUGCCUGGUAUUGCCCGAUGACGCGCUCGACGACGAGCAAUCGGCCAGCCUGGCCUCCUACGAUCCUCCUUCCGCUAUCAACUCUUCCUCCCACCUCACGAUCCACUCCACCAACCUAGCACUCUUUUCAGUCUCGCCGCAUUUCGAUCCGCACAAGCCCCGCCUGAUAUGGAUAACUUCCUGCCUACAAUGCACCCUCGCCGGUCUCCCGUGCUCGCGCUCCUCACCAGCUUGCUCUCGCUGCAUGCGCUCCGGCCGCAGUAAACUAUGUCUGCUUCACCGCCGACGGACGAGAGAGGAGAUGGUGAAUGGUGACAGCUUACUAAACACCACGCCGAUUCUACUCAAAGCCCAUGGCGAUGAUGAGACAGUGUGGCAGCAGAAGAUUCGCUUGGCGCAAGAGUUGCUAGAGGCGUGGAUGGAGAAAGAGGGGAGGAGGAAUUGGGUUCUCCCCAUCAACGACGGGAAGACUGGCAACUUUAAGACAAGCAUACUCUGCGCUCCGCGGAUGCAUCCUGGUGAAGGGAUUGGGCGGACGACACACUGCCAAUUGAGGUUGGCAGAAGCCUAA
Trematosphaeria pertusa is the source of this 924-nucleotide messenger RNA. RefSeq lists its product as uncharacterized. The coding region runs from base 1 to 924 and encodes 307 amino acids. NCBI's taxonomy places the organism in Eukaryota, Fungi, Ascomycota, Dothideomycetes, Pleosporales, Trematosphaeriaceae. The transcript has 2 exons. Gene Ontology annotation, biological process: regulation of DNA-templated transcription. The record is from RefSeq and is a predicted model, not a curated record. Gene Ontology annotation, molecular function: zinc ion binding; DNA-binding transcription factor activity, RNA polymerase II-specific.